GUCGCGGGGAGACCGAGUGCUCAGCGGACGAGCCGCCGCCGCCGCCGCCACCACCAGCACCAGCUCCAGCACCAGCACCAGCUCCAGCACCAGCUCCAGCUCCAGCGCCGCGAAAUUGGAGAGAAACUGCGCCCGCCCGCCCGGAGAAGAUGGCGCCGUCGCGGUCCCGCACCCUGAAGAGGUGCCAGCGGGUCUUGUACUGGGUGCCCGUCCUCUUCAUCGGGCUCAUCGCCUGCUGGUCCUACUACGCCUAUGUCGUCCAGCUGUGCGUGGUAUCAAUGAAAAAUAUUGGAGAAAAAGUUGUUUGUCUAGUAUUCUACCAUCUGCUUUUCAUCAUGUUUGUGUGGUCAUACUGGAAAACCAUCUUUACAAAACCAAUGAAUCCGACUAAAGAGUUCCACCUUUCAUACACAGACCGGGAACAAAUAGAACGUGGGGAUAGGGGUGAAGGUCACCAGGAAGUCUUCAGACGAAUGGCCAAGGAAUUGCCCAUCUACACAAGAACCUUAUCUGGAGCAAUUCGAUACUGCGAUAGAUGUCAACUUGUGAAGCCAGAUCGCUGUCAUCACUGCUCGGUUUGUGACAAAUGCAUUUUGAAGAUGGACCAUCACUGUCCCUGGGUGAACAACUGCGUUGGUUUCUCCAACUACAAGUUUUUCUUCCUUUUCUUGGCUUACUCACUGCUUUACUGUGUAUUUAUCGUGGCUACCGAUCUGCAGUAUUUUAUCAAGUUUUGGAUGAAUGGUUUGCCAGAUACCCAAGCAAAGUUCCACAUCAUGUUCCUGUUCUUUGCAGCUGCAAUGUUUUCCAUCAGCCUGUCCUCUUUGUUUGGCUAUCACUGCUGGUUAGUCAGUAAAAACAGGUCUACAUUGGAGGCCUUCAGGGCACCUGUAUUUCGACAAGGACCAGACAAGAAUGGGUUUAGCUUGGGCUGCAGCAAGAAUAUGAAGCAGGUAUUUGGCGAUGAGAAGAAGUACUGGUUGCUGCCUGUCUUUACAAGCUUGGGCGAUGGUUGUUCCUUCCCAACAUGUUUAGUGAAUCAGGACCCAGAGCAACCCACGACUCCAUCUGGGCACAACUCAACUGCUAAAAAUGUUACUGAAGGCCAUCCUUUUCUUGCCAAGCCUUUACGAGAGUCCCAGAACCAUCUAUUGGGUAGCAACCAGACAUGGUCAGAUGGAACUUAUGACGAUGGAAAAGGCAAGCAUGGUAUGAACAAUCCUGUCAUGGUCAUGGAAAAUGAGACCUAGCACCCCCUGAAACACACUUAACUGUGGCAGCUGUGCAGCUGCUUAUGGAAGAAAUCUAGGAAGAAAUGUUCUCCACGAUCCCAACCUUCACCUACCUACUAUUCCUAUUAGAUGUCUGUGCCUCCGUGGGAUGUCCAAUGGAAAUAAUCCUGUGAUUGACUGGUUUUCCUAUUAUCACAGCUUAACACAUACAACGCAUUGGUUCAGCCACCCUUAAAUGUACGAUGGGGGAUAUAAUUCUAUUCUGAAUGCAUUUGCUUAACAAAACACGCUAAACCUUUAUAGCAGCUUGGCAUUGCAGCAAUUAUGAGAUCACUGAGGAAAACAUGGUCUCUUGCCCUUUGAAACAGUGCUGAAACAAUACUGUUUUUAUUACUGCUCCUGCCAUAGUAAUGCCAUGAUUUCCACAUCAAAUCAUAUGACAUGCGCAAGGACUGACGCACAUUCUCUGAGAGCAGUACAUGUGAUAGUAUUUUCUGUUAAAUAGGAAUGACCUGUUAACAGACAGUUAAGGAUUUCAUAAGAAGAACAGAUUUUUAUCAACAUUUUAGGGGGUGGCUUACAAAGCAAAAACAAAUGACAUAUCAUGAAUAUGCCUUUCAUUAAUGCACUGGGGACUUAUUUUGAUUUUGAUUUUGCUAUGAUAUGGGGUGAGAAGUGUAUAUGAUAUUGGUUUUAGAACAUCUAAACCAUAUGUUUUGCAAUUUUGCUGAAAGCAACUUGCAGAAGUAGUUGGUUUUCUAGCCAAAGAAAUGCUGAAUGAAAAUAUUUUAAAUGGUUUUUUCAGACGGGCGGUAUUCUGUACUGUGUUGUUUCUAAUGGUAGGUUUUGCAUGCUGCAACUGUGGCAUUCAAUCCUUUUUAAUUUAUUUUAGCAGACACGAGAAAUGACCUUGUUGCCAGUUUUUGGCGUCCAGUUUUCCCUUACAAAUGUUAAGUCAGCAUGACAAUUUCAUUGUGCGUGUUGUUAUAAAAUGGAAUGAUAUGAAUAGUGUAACAGUUUCACAAUAUUUACACAUCAUAAGAGAUACAUGACAAAGUGCCAUCAGCACAAUCAAUACAAAGGGAGUUGAAAUACAGAAAACAUGCUGAAGUGAGAGGAGAAAAAAAAGCACAAAAUUGCCCCUUCAUAGUGCCUUCAUUGAAAGUUGGACCCAACGCUGUAAUCUAUUUGAAAUUAAUGAUCAAGACAUUUUCAAAGAUAAAUUUUAGUAUGGCUCAAGCCAAUGGAAUUAGUAUUAUUUUUAUUUCUGUAAUCAAUUUGUAGAGAAAAAUAUAUAUUCUGGGGAGAGAGGUUUCCCCUAUGCAAUGAAAAGUGAAGUAGUCUUCAUUAAUAUUAGUUAUUAUGUGCAUUUAAUUUUCUGACUGCUGCUUUGAAACAUGAGUAAAUCCUCUUUGGCCUCCUCUUAAACAAGUUAAUAAAUAGAGUAUUUAAUUAGGCACCAGUCUUUUAUAACACAGAUCGGAUAAUGUAAACUAAGAACAAUUUUGAAGGCUGUAAAAUUCUAGGGUUGUAAUUUAAAAAAAAAACAGGAAUAUCUGUGGAAAGGGGAACUAAUUUUAUAGUGGCCUUAGAACAAAUUAGUUUUCUAGUGGUGAUUUCUACCAAGGCAUUUUAAAGAACUGCGUUAUUUCUGUGGAAUAUAUUCAGGGGUAUUUUGAUUACAUUGCUGGGACAAGUGCUUUAAAACAAAUGGGAAAAAUAAAUCAUUUGCAUUAAGAAGAGAGUCAGUGGCUUAAAGGGGCUGUCCCACUGCGGCGACCUAAUUGGUGAGUUUA
Molecule: messenger RNA, 3028 nt
Organism: Amblyraja radiata (thorny skate)
Lineage: Eukaryota; Metazoa; Chordata; Chondrichthyes; Rajiformes; Rajidae
Gene: zdhhc2
Product: zDHHC palmitoyltransferase 2
Exons: 13
Coding region: 150-1250 (366 amino acids)
Molecular function (GO): palmitoyltransferase activity
Source: RefSeq, a predicted model, not a curated record